UCGAAGUCGGAUGUUUCUAGCUCUCGAUUCUCGAUCAAAAGGCAGUGAUUUUUUUUCUAUCGAUAAAGUGUGUUAGAGCGCGUGGUGAUGAGCCCAUCACCGGGUGACCAUCCAAACCGGACUAUUCCGGAAUGGAUGGAUGCCCAAAGUUUGCACGGUCGGUUAUAUUAUUUAACGCUACAAGGUGCUAAGGGAAAACAACUACCAACAAACCCGUUCUUGAUUGGACGUUCCAUCGAGAACUUUGCGGGUAAAAUUGAAGGAGCCUUCUACGAAGAAUCCCGGAACUGACGGUUCACCGAUUAUGAUAGGACGUCAUCCAAGCCUAAACCAACGGAAAUAAGUGGUCACCUGCCGCGAAGUGGAUGGAAUGGAAGAUAAAGAAUUGCUAGAAGAACUAUCUCCUCAAAAAAUCAUCAAUGUACGCCGCAUAACCAAAAAAACUCCUGCCGGAAUCAUAGGAACAUCAACCUUGAUUUUAACAAUUAACAGCACCAUUAUUCCGGAAUUUAUCCAUUUCGGACUACUACGUAUUCGUACACGUAUUUAUUAUUCCCAGCCUCUAUUAUGCCGGCAAUGUUUGCAAUACGGUCACCCUAAGAGCCGUUGCAAAAAUAUGUUAGCUUGCAAAAAUUGCUCUCAAAGUCACGAAAGUGCUGACUGCCAAAUCGAACCCUUUUGUGGGAACUGCAAAAUAACAGGUCAUUCCCCUUUGGAUAGAAAGUGCCCCAUUUGGACAGCAGAAUCUACAGCUUUAAAACUCAGCACCGAUGAAAAUAUCCCCAUUAACGAAGCACCACGAAUGGUACACACGAGCAGCAACACACUCAGCUACGCAAAUGCAGUCAAAGCCAACCAGAAACAACAGAUUACAACACACCAACAAAAAGUUCAAAAAAAAGAAGCACCAAACCAACAGACGAGCCUGAACCAAAAACGAACUUUAGAAAAACCACACACUCCAACAGCACCGCAACAAUCUUUCCAGACUGAGGUGAUCAGUUUGGAUUCGGAUUCACCGCCUCGAAAAAGGACCCCUCUUCCAACCUCUCUUCCAACAACUUCGGCAAAAGAAGUUGUACGUGAAGAAAUCAAAGGACUGAAGCAACUGUCAAAUCACAUACAAACGGACCGUACCGACUUUUUGGAACCAGAACGUCAGUUCCCCUUUGAUUUCAAUGGCAUUUUGGUACCAAAACGUCAGUGCGGUACUGAAAUGUCAGUUCGGGAAUUUCCUUCUCUUUCAGCCCCUUGGAAGAAAUGGUAUCAAACUCUUCUCGAUCAAUUGUGACGCGCAGCAUGCAGCAGGUGCGGCCACCAGAGAUACCCAAAUAACCUCACCUCCUCCCUCCCACUUCCUAUUUCCUUUCAUACCCCUUCCCACAUAUAAUUUAAUUGAAAGUGA
This is a messenger RNA of Uranotaenia lowii, 1405 nucleotides long. RefSeq lists its product as uncharacterized. The coding region runs from base 371 to 1291 and encodes 306 amino acids. NCBI's taxonomy places the organism in Eukaryota, Metazoa, Arthropoda, Insecta, Diptera, Culicidae. The record is from RefSeq and is a predicted model, not a curated record. The transcript has 2 exons.